CUUCUCCCUUUCAUCCUCCGGCCGGCUGAGGGCGGGCCUCGUAGCCUCUCGGGAACGCGAGCUCGCCCACCGGGACGCCGCGGAAAGCGUUGUUGCAGGACCCCCUUCGCUCACCCUGUGGCUGCUUGCAGUUAGGUGCUCUUCCCAAGCAGUUGAUCCUUCUAGUAUGGCGCUAAAUAAUCCCCAUUUGGAUUAAGUUGAUCAUAAUGGCAGAAGAAGAAAUUAAUGAAGACUAUCCAGCAGAAAUUCAUGAAUAUUUAUCAGCAUUUGAGAAUUCCAUUGGUGCUGUAGAUGACAUGCUGAAGACUAUGAUGUCUGUCUCUAGAAAUGAGUUGUUGCAGAAGUUGGACCCACUUGAACAAGCAAAAGUGGAUUUAGUUUCUGCUUACACAUUAAAUUCAAUGUUUUGGGUUUAUUUGGCAACUCAGGGAGUUAAUCCUAAGGAACAUCCAGUAAAGCAGGAAUUGGAAAGAAUCAGAGUGUACAUGAACAGGGUCAAGGAAAUAACAGACAAGAAGAAGGCUGCCAAGCUGGACAGAGGUGCAGCUUCAAGAUUUGUAAAAAAUGCCCUCUGGGAACCAAAACCUAAAAAUGUAUCCAAAGUUGCCAGUAAAGGAAAAUGUAAAAAAUAACUUUUGGCUUUGAUGUAUACAUGUUCAAAAAGUACAUCAUUUUUAUUGUUUUACACAAAAUAGAUGAUAAUUUUGUGGCAAUGCUCGGUUUAAAUGUAUUCCUUACUGAAUUCAUAUAUAAAAUUUACAUUUAAAUCUGUAAUGCUAAAUACAUUUUUUCCCAGAAAGAUUAAGUUAUCUUUAUUGAUUUUCCUAUAGAGUACUGUGAGGUUUUUAAUAUUGUGGUAUAUUUUAUAUUUAUAGUUUACCAUCUCUCUUGACAGGACUCUUAUUUCCUUAUGUAGGUCAACCUUUCAAGUACCAUUUUAUAAGCAACUAUGAAAUUUAAGUUAAAUGUUCUUUGUAAACAUUUGUCUAUUUUAAAUGAAUAGUGACUUUAUGAAGUAUGCUUUCUGAAGUCUGAAGUUGUAAAUACAUCUGUUUUCACUAUAUACAAGAAAAAGUGAAAUGACUUAAAUGUCCAUUUUUUUCUGUGUAGUUACUUUAUCAUGUUUUCAUGAUUGGGGAAUUGCUUUUUUUGAUAUCUGAAGUGUGAAUUUAAGACUUUAAGGUUAUACUUGAAUUUUUGGCACUUUGCCUAGAUAUUAAAGUAAAAUAUAUUCUCAUUAAUUGUGGAUGGGAAAUGAGGUGUAUAUUGAUGGAUGAAUUUUGGCAUAAUGGCUAUAUUCUAUCAAUAAAGGCUUUAAGUGUUGUGUAGCUGACCUGUUUAUUCUCUUUGAGUGACUUGGCCUUGAAAGUGGGAGGAUAGGGUUAGAAGUGCCUCGGAGUAGAGAGGUGCACGAGUCAUGUCCUGAGGUGCAGCGCCCACGGUUCUGUCGGGCUCGCCUUCCCAGAGUCCGGUCGCAUGUUUCCGAGGCUCUGUCAAGUACAAAGUGUUUUGGAACAACUUUCUAUUUUAUGUAAUGCCACUUACGCA
Molossus molossus (Pallas's mastiff bat) is the source of this 1548-nucleotide messenger RNA. RefSeq names its product C1D nuclear receptor corepressor (gene C1D). Lineage: Eukaryota; Metazoa; Chordata; Mammalia; Chiroptera; Molossidae. Gene Ontology annotation, biological process: regulation of gene expression; maturation of 5.8S rRNA. Gene Ontology annotation, molecular function: RNA binding; DNA binding. Gene Ontology annotation, cellular component: nucleolus; exosome (RNase complex). The coding region runs from base 207 to 632 and encodes 141 amino acids. The transcript has 6 exons. The record is from RefSeq and is a predicted model, not a curated record.